CCACCUAUCCUCAAGCCGGCUGAUAUGAGGCUGCAGUGACACCCAAUCGGCCUCCAGCCUCAAGGGGAAGGGAAGCACCUUCCCCUUCUUUGCUAGCUAUCACUCGCUCCAGCGCUAGCUCCGAUGGCCGCCUCCUCCUUCCUCCCGCUCCACCUCCCGGCCUCCCCCAGGCCAGCCACCGUGGCCGCGAGGGCAGCCUCGGGCGUCGCGUCGACGGUGCCCGCCGCUACUACGCAGACGUCGCAGCUGGAGGAGACCUUCGGCCGGAAGGGCCUGAGGUUCGGGACGGACGCCACGGGCGCGCCCACGGCGGAGCUGAGCGUGCGCAACGGCAGCUCGCUGCAGCUCCGGCUCAACGACGGGCUGGUCACGUCGUACCGGCCCAAGGUGUCCUGGGAGGGCGGGGACGGCUGCCGGGAGCUGCUGCACACCGUGGCCGGCGCCGGCGCGGUCAAGGGCGGCGUGGGGCUGGUGCUCAACGAGGCCUCCUCCUCGUCGUCGCUGCUCGGCGCGUCGGAGUGGUCCGUGACGGACGUGGACUCGGACUCGUACGACGCGGUGCAGGUGGAGCUCGGGUGCGGCGUGGGCGGCGCCAAGGGGGCCAAGCUGGAGGUGUCGUACGUGGUGACGCUGUACCCGCUGAGCAUGGCGACGGCGGUGAUCGUCAAGAACAACGGGGCCAAGCCGGUGGAGCUGACGGGCGCCGUGCUGAGCCACAUCAAGUUCGACAAGCGGCGGGGCACGGCCGUGGAGGGGCUCCGCGGCUGCCCCUACUGCUCCCACCCGCCGCCGGCGUCCGGGUUCGCGCUGCUCACCCCCGCCGAGGCCAUGAAGCGGGAGGAGUCCGGGUGGUUUGGCGGCGGCGGCGGGGAGGAGCCGAGGCAGGGCGACUGGACCGUGGAAGAGAACCUCUACACCAUCCUCAAGAAGAAGGUGAGCAGGGUGUACGCGGCGCCGCCGGAGGAGAGGAAGAAGCGCAUCUACAGCACCGCGCCCUCCAAGUUCACCACCAUCGACCAGUCUAGCGGGCUCGGGUUCAGGCUUGUGAGGAUGGGGUUCGAGGACCUGUACCUGAGCAGCCCGGGAGGAUUGUACGAGAAGUUCGGCAACGACUACUUCCUCUGCACCGGGCCGGCGUCCAUCCUCGUGCCCGUCGUCGUUGGCCCCGGCGAGGAGUGGAGGGGGGCGCAGGUCAUCGAGCACGACAACUUGUAACUGUUUUGAGUUACACAAGGAGGAAAUCAUGUACAUUCUCACACAUGGGAGUGAAUCUUGUAACUGCCCAUUGCGAUCAAUCUGUACACAUGCGGUACGCAUCUCGUAGCACAAGUAACAUACAAAUGAAUUUUCAAAGGAAAUUA
This is a messenger RNA of Triticum dicoccoides, 1361 nucleotides long. Its product is annotated as photosynthetic NDH subunit of subcomplex B 2, chloroplastic-like. The record is from RefSeq and is a predicted model, not a curated record. Gene Ontology annotation, molecular function: glucose-6-phosphate 1-epimerase activity; carbohydrate binding. The transcript is spliced from 2 exons. Gene Ontology annotation, biological process: carbohydrate metabolic process. NCBI's taxonomy places the organism in Eukaryota, Viridiplantae, Streptophyta, Magnoliopsida, Poales, Poaceae. Bases 124 to 1215 code for a protein of 363 amino acids. Gene Ontology annotation, cellular component: cytoplasm.